Molecule: messenger RNA, 426 nt
Organism: Penicillium diatomitis
Lineage: Eukaryota; Fungi; Ascomycota; Eurotiomycetes; Eurotiales; Aspergillaceae
Exons: 2
Coding region: 1-426 (141 amino acids)
Source: RefSeq, a predicted model, not a curated record
AUGGCAUGGUAUUCCAUUCUCCCACCUCAGCUCAUUCAAUUUGAAAGCUGGGUGGUUCGCGUGUCACUUCUUCUUGCUCUCUUCACAAUCGGCCCAUGGGCAGCUUUGAUUGCCUUUGACGCCUGUCUGUAUCUAUACCGGAUGAUCAUUUGGGAAAUGCCUGGAGUCGGAGGUCGUGCUCGCGGCCAGCAACGGCCGCGCGCUCCCAGCCUGCAGGAACGACCAGACGGCCAGCGAAGGGCCUUUGGAGUCUUUGGUUCCGAGACGGAUAUCGCAAACGGGGAUUUAAAAAGAAGAGAGAAUGGACGGUCAGAACGGCGUGAAAGCUUAGCAAAGACCGAGCCGAGUCCCAUUGAAGACAAGACACCUUAUAAGCUUGACAGUCUAGGAGACGUCGCGAAAAGACGGAUGGCCUCACCCCAAUGA